AUGCAGACAGAGAAGGCCUAUAUACUUGGAGAAGCAAUGAUUUACAUGAAACAACUUCAAGAGAGAGUAAAAGAGCUAGAGAAUGAUCAGAACAAGAGGAGAACAUCAGAUUCCAGAAUAUUCAUCAAGAAAUCACAAAUCUGCCCAAAAGAGGAAGCCAUGCCACGUGAGACCAUUAACUCUUAUGGUGGCUAUAGAACCACAGCACCCCUACCUCAGGUUGAAGCUAUGGUGUUGGAAAAGGAAGUUCUCAUUGGAAUCCACUGCCACAAACAAAAGGAUAUUGUGCUCAAAAUUAUGGCCUUGCUUCAAAAUCUCCACCUCUCUCUUGCGAGUAGUAGUGUAUUGCCAUUUGGGACUUCCACUCUAAAAGUCACAGUCAUUGCCCAGCUGAAGGAAGAGAUGGCCGCCAUGAGACACCAAAGAGAAAAAGAUGUUAGGGAACUUUCAGCCUUGAAAGCUGAGAAUGCUGCCUUGAAGAGUCAAGACCCCUCAUGGAAGCCCUCUCAACCAACCCCUACAUAG
Cajanus cajan (pigeon pea) is the source of this 525-nucleotide messenger RNA. The record is from RefSeq and is a predicted model, not a curated record. Lineage: Eukaryota; Viridiplantae; Streptophyta; Magnoliopsida; Fabales; Fabaceae.